Molecule: messenger RNA, 1530 nt
Organism: Micromonas commoda
Lineage: Eukaryota; Viridiplantae; Chlorophyta; Mamiellophyceae; Mamiellales; Mamiellaceae
Exons: 1
Coding region: 1-1530 (509 amino acids)
Biological process (GO): proteolysis
Cellular component (GO): chloroplast thylakoid
Molecular function (GO): ATP hydrolysis activity; metalloendopeptidase activity; ATP binding
Source: RefSeq, a predicted model, not a curated record
AUGCGCGACGAGUCUCAGGUUGUCAAGUUCUCCGACGUCGCCGGCAUCGGCGACGCGAAGAUCGAGCUCGCGGAGAUCGUGGACUUCUUUCGCAAGCCGGAGAAGUUCAAGGCGUCGGGCGCCAAGGUUCCCAAGGGCGUGAUGCUCACCGGUCCCCCCGGCUGCGGCAAGACGCUCCUCGCCAGGGCCGUCGCCGGAGAGUCCGGCGCCACGUUCUUCUCCCUCACCGCGUCCGAGUUUGUCGAGAUGUUCGUGGGCGUCGGCGCCGCGCGCGUCCGCGACCUCUUCUCGCAGGCGAAGAAGCAGGCGCCCUCCAUCAUCUUCAUCGACGAGCUCGACGCCAUCGGCAGACCUCGAGGCGCGGGCGGAUCCGGCAACGACGAACGCGACCAGACGCUGAACCAACUCCUGGUGGAGCUCGACGGGUUCGGGAGCGACUCCGGGGUGGUGUGCAUCGCCGCCACGAACCGCAUCGACGUGCUGGACAAGGCGCUCGUCCGCGCCGGUCGGUUCGAUCGUAAGAUAACCGUGCAACCCCCGACGCGCGAGGGUCGACUGCAGAUUCUCAAGGUGCACGUCAGGGGCAAGCCCUUAGCCGACGACGUCGACCUGGAGGACCUGGCGUACGAGAUGAACGGGUUCACCGGCGCCAUCAUCGCCAACGUGGUCAACACCGCCUGCCUCGCCGCGGCGCGGGAGGGACGCGACGACAUCUGCCAGGCUAACUUUGACGCCGCCGUGGAGGCGGAGCAGCUCGGCAAGAUUUUACCGGUGUACCGCGGAGAGGAGAACGAACGAAGGAUCGCGCGCGUACACGCCGGGUGCGCGGUGGCCACCGCCAUCCUCCUGAGGGACGUGUGCAAGGUCAACUUCGCGACGAUCACCCCGAGGGAGACCAACAUGGACGGAUGCGUGGCGCUGAAGGACUUCCCGGAGGUUGAGCGACCCAACGCGAUGACGAGGGCGAUUAUCCAGCGGCACCUUCGCUCGUGCUUUGUGCCGCAGCUCGCCGAGGAGGAGCACUACGGCUUCGACGACUUGUCCGCCGCGGCGGCGCCGUACACGGCACGCGCCCGGGAGAUCGCGGCGAUGAUGGUGACCGCGGCGGGCAUGUCCUUCGACGGCAGCCAGCUCAACUACGUUCCCACGGUUGACCAGUACGAGGUUAAGGAUUUCCUUCGAACCGAGGCGGUGGAGAUGCUGAUCCGGUCCACCACGCCCGAUAAGUACUACCAGUCCGACAUCGAGGCCAGAGAGAUGAUGGAGAUGGAGCACAGGGCGGCGAGGAGGUUCGUGAGGCGGCAAAAAGCCGCGAUCGACGCCGUGACCGCCGCGCUGGUGGAGCACAAGACGGUUGAUUGGGACAUGAUGAGCGGCAUCCUCGAAGAGCACGCGGUGCCCGAGCCGGAGUUUGAGGAGGAGAUUGGGAAGGUGUGGGUGUCGCCGGAGGACCGCGAGAGGCUCGUGCCGUCCACGAGGGAGAUGCCGGAGGGUGCGGUGCCCGCGACGAACGAGUGGAUCGAGACCUAA